Messenger RNA from Babesia ovata, 591 nucleotides. Its product is annotated as small GTP-binding sar1. Gene Ontology annotation, cellular component: endoplasmic reticulum exit site; COPII vesicle coat. The transcript is spliced from 2 exons. The coding region runs from base 1 to 591 and encodes 196 amino acids. Gene Ontology annotation, biological process: intracellular protein transport; endoplasmic reticulum to Golgi vesicle-mediated transport; vesicle organization. Lineage: Eukaryota; Apicomplexa; Aconoidasida; Piroplasmida; Babesiidae. Gene Ontology annotation, molecular function: GTPase activity; GTP binding. The record is from RefSeq and is a predicted model, not a curated record.
AUGAUGUUCAUUAUAGAUUGGAUCAAGAGAGCCCUCAUCUCCUUUGGAUGGCUCAACAAGGAGGGCAAGAUCGUGUUCCUCGGCCUUGACAACGCCGGUAAAACUACGCUGCUGCGCAUGCUCAAGGAUAACCGCCUGGCGUGCCACACUCCCACUGUGCACCCGCACAGUGAGCAGCUGACUCUCGGCAAGGUCAACGUCACGGCCUUCGAUCUCGGAGGUCACGAAACUGCACGCAGGGUCUGGAAGCAGUAUUGUGGCAACGUCGACGCCGUAUGCUUCCUCAUCGACGCCUCUGACCGCACGCGGUUCCAGGAGUCGGCCGAGGAGCUGCGCGCACUGAUAAACCAGGAAGAGCUUUACCACAAACCUUUCGUCAUCCUCGGUAACAAGAUCGACAAGCCCUCUGCCGCUUCGGAGGAGGAGCUCAGGUCACACUUGGGACUCCUCGCCGGUGAGACCUACGGCAAGGACUGCGGCCCCGGCCGCUGCGUCCGCCCGAUAGAGGUCUUCAUGUGCAGCAUCCUGCGCAAGCAGGGCUACGGUGAGGCCUUCAAGUGGCUCGCACCGUUCCUGCAGGAUGCCAAGUAA